AGAUCAAAGUUAGACGCCGACAAUCGGGAAACAAUGUCGCCGUCUUCGUCGCCGUCGAGCAUUACCUUCCUCAACUACAGGUCCGCAGCAGUUGGUGCGCGGGCAAUUCGCUCCGUUCGUCGCGCCUCGACGACGACGCGUCUGGCGUCCUUGUAAUCGCGACUUUGGUGUUGGUGCGAUUUCGCGCGACGUGUCGAUCUCUCGCACGUGCAGGUCGCGCGCGUCGUCGUCAUUGUCGUCGUCUCGUUGUUUGUCGGCGAUACGAGAGAGAAGCGUAUUAGUAUCCAGUGAAAGUAUCGAUUCGUCUAAGAGAGAGAACGAAACUUGUACCUAACCUACCUAUACCUACCUAUCUACCUACCUACCUACCUACGCUACGUACACGUUACGCUGUUUCGCGCAAACACAACGUGCGAAAACGUGUCGUCGCUCAUCCGCAUCGGAGUUGCGUCGCGUCGCGUCGCGUCGCGCCGUUUUACGUACGCCUCCUCGGCGGCAACGCGUCGUUACAAUAUAAUACGCGCUCACCGGCGGCGGCACAUCGCGCCGCGAUUAAAUCCCUACUGUAUUUCUAAUACGGCAACCGAGUGUUGUGGUCCCGCCGCGAUAACGCACACGGAAGAGACGCAUAUACUCCGUGACAACACAACGUCAUCUCUCCGAUGUGUUGAGGAUGUUAACGCCGAGACGAGCGGAGCCGAUGGGCUCCGACGAGAUCGGGAACGGGUGCGACAAGAGCGCGAGCAACACGACGAGCGGCCCGGUCAGCCCGGGCGGGACUUACGAGAACGGCGACGGCUCGAAGGAGUUUCUGUCGACCGGGAGGACCGGCAGACGGAACGCGUUGCCGAACAUCCUCGGCCGGCAUUCCGAGACUGGUCUCACCGAUCUGUCGGAUCGGUUUGAGGAACUGUCCACUCACACAGAUACAAAAAACACCGGGCAGGAUCCGAACAUACCGGGCACCUCGAAGCAGCAUGGCUGACAUGUUCGCGGGGCUUUGCGGGAAAUAUUGUCGCGAGACUCGGCCUCUUCAUCAGCGAUGAUAACGCCAAGAACUCGAUAAGAGAAACAAGUAUCGUUUUGUAAAUCACAAUCUCUUGGACGUUCUUUGAACACGUUCGACUGACGCGCAUGAGCAACGAAUCCGCGAGCAUACAUUCGGGUUUCGUUGUCUGCUAGAGAUGAGAUUUUUAGAAUUUUCCAACUUUGGACUUAAGAUUUGAAAGUGAAUUUGAAAAAUUUAAUGCAAGAACGCGCGUAAAUUUGUAUAAUCGAACAAAUUCACAAGUUUUAGCGCAAAUUUAUUUUGGACACGUCUAAGUAAUUUUUCUACUAACAUAAAUAAUAAUCUUUUCUCCAAUGCACUACUGUGUUGUGCGAACAAAUCUCAUUUCCUCGCUCUCUUGCAGUAAAUUUUUCAAAACCACCGUUCGAAGAGGAAUCAAUAGUAGUUUUGUUAUUCGGAAUGAGAGAAUCAACGUUCGCGAAUAACAGAAACAUCAGCGUGGGAGAUUAGUUUUGCUAGAACAAAAACUACGAAAAAAAGUUCGACAAGUUUAAUAUACAAUGUAAUAUAACAUUUCUAUACUAAAAAAAAGCCAAUGAAAAGAAACGUGCCAUAAAAUAAAAAAAAAAAAAAUAAAAAACUAAAAAAAAAACAAACUCGCUAAACCAGUUUAAAAAAAAAACCUUUGCGUAGGUAUUGUUACAUUUUGCGAGUUCCGCCCUGUAUAGCGCAGUAAGAGAACCGUAUCGAUUGUAUUAACAAUGAACAACGUUGGUGUUUAUUAUUAAUAUAUAUUACGCGUACACGCGCAUCGGUGAUCACAAGUAUUAAUUAAUUCGUAGUAUAACCUAUAGUAGAGCGCUACAUUGCUCUUGAAACACGUAAUGUAUAUUUUAUUGCGUACUCUGUGACAUUGGUGCAAUAUACAGAGAGAGAAAGAGAGAGAGAGAGAGAGACAAACAGAGAAUGUUUCUAAAUGUUAUAUUGAAAAGUUUUUAAUAUUAAAUUUUGUUUUAAAUUCGGUGAACUGUGAUUUGAGUUGUAACAUUUUGUGAAAACGCAUAUUUGUAAAAUUGUUGUUGACUAAAUUUUAACGUCAGAGAAUUGGAGAAUUAGUCGGAGAAUUGUUUAAUUGUUUUUAAUACAAAGAGAGAAAGAGAGAGAGAGAGAGAGAGAGAAAGAAAGAGAGAGCGCUGAAACUCGUCUCUUUCUCGAUAAUUUUUCUUGUACGUCACCUUCGUAUCCAGAAUCCCAUUGUUAACAAACAAUUGACCGGUCAAAUCGUAUACAGAACAGUACUCGGAGCAAAAUUAAUUCUAAAGUCACGGCUGUAACGAUUUUUAUACCGUUUUACCGCGGCAACACCGUUACGAAAGCUCUUAAUGCAACAUUCAAUUACAAGAUGCGACGGCGCGGCGUGCUUUUCUAUUAACGUUUGCGCACUUUGCUCUGUGAAUACUCAUUAUCUGACGAUUGUAUCCCUUCUCGUUAUAACGUUACAGCGCGCGGUAGCGACGUGCGAGGAUUACUAAGACGUUUUUUUAGCUACUGAAACAAAAAAAGAACAAUUUGUGUUUGCACAGAUGGAAUUAAAAAAACGAACAAUAGUGUCUAGUUGUAUCUGUAAUAUGAUAGCGGACUCGUGUACAUAUAGAACUUUUUUUGAGGGCGACGUGUACGUUUCGUUUGUUUCGCGAUCUCGUCUUGGAUUUUCACGAGAAAAAUAAUUAAUUAAUUAGGUAAUUAAGCUAAUAAAGGUAUGUUUUAGCAUGUGUGUGGAUAAGUCUGUACAUAUACGUGUAUGUUGCUACGCGUAUAUCCGUGUGAUGUUACGUAGGCCUGUGUUCUUAACGCACACACCUCACGCCUCAUUUCUUAUCUCGCAGCUAUAUCUCCACAUUUUACGUACAUCCGAAUAUAAAUAAAAAAACUACGAAUUUGAGAUUUUGACGAUGAAACAAAAAAAUUCGAUAGCGCUUUUCGCGCGACAAGAUGUUUCGAACGGUCUAAUUCCUCGCUGAAGCGAGUUUUUCGAAAGAAAGCUUAUUGGUGUAAGAAGCUUACUGCUACGCGAAUUUUGUGUUGCGUUGAAAAAAAAAAAAAAAAAAAAAUCAAUUUGAGAGCUUAAAUGGAAACGGCGAUAUUCGCGAUAUUCAUCGCUCCUUUUUAUUUUGGCUAUAUAUAUAUAUAUAUUGUGAAUUGAAACUUUUGAUAAGCGUAUGCUAAGAAAAUUAUAUAUGUAUAUAUAUAUAACAAAGAAACGCGUGUGUGAUAUACAAGCGACAAUUGAUGAUUGAUCUCUUUAAUCGAAGAAAUAAUUCGUGUUGCGUCACACUUGAUUGACACGACGCUCGGAAGGUCCAGUUCUAUUCACAUCACACAGUCGCAAACAACAAAGAUUCUCGCGGAAUUGGCCCGACUGACCGAUCGUUUCGUUCAAAUUCCGCGAGAGACCUUUGUUUUUUUGGUCGAUUCCUCGCCCGGAGGCGCGCCGUUUGAUUUGCUCUCGCGCGGCGUUUUUCUCGCAACACGGAUUCCAACUGUCGAUAUAUGUAUAUAUAUAUACACACUACAUAGUAUGUUUUUUCAUGCGUACCUGUUUUUCAUAGUCAAUAACAGUAAUUACGCUUUCGAGAUAAGGGUCAUUGACGUAGAUGGGUCUGUCAGAUGAUAAACACAAAGUCUGAAAUAGAUUCAAUUUGUAGCUGCGCGCGCGCGCGCGUUAGCAGUCGUCAUUUCGACACAAAUAAAUAAAUUCUGCGUUUACGAUAGACGUACGCCCUCGAAACGAUCCGACACGAUGAUAAACGCGAUCACGCCCUCGCAACUUCGCGGCAAACAAACGAUCCGGCGGCGACUACUACGGCCGCCGAUAAUUACAUUGUUAAAAUUGUAAUAACGAAAAAGCGAGGGUGUUUACUUCUUCGUUUCUCUUCAUGGCCUUUGCGCGCGAGCGGCGGCGACUCCACCGAAGACGUUUAGCACGCGCGCAGAACAGAAGACGACGGACAAUGAUUCGACACGCGCGACUGUGAAAACAACAUGUAUGUUACUUCUACUUCUGUGGGAACACAAUACAAGUUUGAUUCGUACAAUGCGGAAAAACAAUUCGAAAUCGUGAAUGCGAUGUCUACCGUUAAGAGAACCGUGAUGUAAUGUAACGAUGAACAGACGAACCAACGACUUUGAGAUGCCUUAUCCACGAUGGACUGCUGCGACGAAAUCUUUUCAUCCAGUCCCGAUCAACGUUCAAUCGCCCAAAAGUAACCUGCGCAACGGCAGGUUCGAUGCCAUGAAAACCGACUUGGUGGCGCCCGAAAUGCCGGCACCGAUCAUCUCCUCGUCGAGUACCUUCGAUCCUUCCACCGACAGUCUGCACGCGUCGAUGAGACCGAUCAUCGUGCUGGCCCAAUGCUUCUCCAUGUUCCCCGUGUGCGGCAUCAGCAAACCGGACGCCUCGUAUCUUCGGUUCACGUGGCGCAGUCCGAAACUUGUGUACGCGGCGAUCAGUUUUCUGGGAGCGUGCAUGAUGACGAUCUACAAUGUCAUAAGGUUGCUUAAUACGGGAAUAAAUUCCACCAAAAUGACGACACUCGUCUUCUUCCUCACGACCAUGACAACCGCCAUCCUGUUUCUGCGACUGGCGAUGCGGUGGCCCUGCCUGGCGCUGACGUGGGAGAAACUCGAACGGGAAUUCACUUCCAGACAUCGGCGAGUUUCCAAGACCACCCUCGCGACUCGCUUCAAGAUCGUGACCACCGUUGUCAUGUUGUUCGCGUUAGUGGAACACGGUGCGUCCAUGCUGUCCGGUUACAUCAGCGCGAUAGAGUGCGCGAAGAUUCGCGGCGACAAAGAUAUUAUGUACACUUACUUCACGUCGCAGUUUCCUCAGAUCUUCACGAAAAUAAGCUACAGCCUCUGGAAGGGAAUUUUAGUCGACAUCAUAAACGUUCUCAGUACGUUCUCGUGGAACUUCGUCGAUCUCUUUCUCAUUCUCAUCAGCAUAGCUCUGGCGGACCAGUUCAGACAGUUGAACGGUCGUCUCUACGCGAUACGGGGAAAGGCGAUGCCGGAAUGGUGGUGGGCCGAAGCGAGAAGCGACUACAAUCACUUAGCGACCUUGACGCGUAUGGUGGACUCUCAUAUUUCGAGCAUCGUGCUUUUGUCCUUUGCCAUCGACCUGUACUUUAUCUGCAUCCAACUGCUGUUUUCCUUCAAUCCUAUACGCGGCAUCGUGCGGAAGAUCUACUUUUGCUUCUCCUUCGGUUUUUUGCUGGCGAGGACCACAGCGGUGUCUCUGUACGCGGCUUCCGUUCACGACGAAUCACGUCUGCCGGCACCGAUUCUGUACAGCGUUACCGGUUCGAGUUACAGUAACGAGGUCUCGAGAUUCUUGACGCAAGUAACGACGGACAACAUAAGCCUAACGGGAAUGAAGUUCUUUUCCGUGACGAGAGGUCUCGUGCUGACAGUCGCUGGAACCAUUGUGACUUACGAACUCGUUCUGGUGCAAUUCAACUCCGUUCAGCAAGUGGAUCAAUCGAACCUUACGAACGUGUGUGAGGUGGAUGCCGAACAAGUGUAUAAAGCCGGCAAUGCCACUUUGCUCUGAUCGUUGAUCCUAG
Pseudomyrmex gracilis is the source of this 5634-nucleotide messenger RNA. Its product is annotated as gustatory receptor for sugar taste 64e-like. NCBI's taxonomy places the organism in Eukaryota, Metazoa, Arthropoda, Insecta, Hymenoptera, Formicidae. Gene Ontology annotation, cellular component: membrane. Gene Ontology annotation, biological process: detection of chemical stimulus involved in sensory perception of taste; sensory perception of sweet taste. Gene Ontology annotation, molecular function: sweet taste receptor activity. The record is from RefSeq and is a predicted model, not a curated record. The transcript is spliced from 15 exons. Bases 4173 to 5621 code for a protein of 482 amino acids.